Messenger RNA from Calidris pugnax (ruff), 531 nucleotides. RefSeq names its product feather keratin 1-like. NCBI's taxonomy places the organism in Eukaryota, Metazoa, Chordata, Aves, Charadriiformes, Scolopacidae. Gene Ontology annotation, cellular component: intermediate filament. Gene Ontology annotation, molecular function: structural constituent of cytoskeleton. The record is from RefSeq and is a predicted model, not a curated record. The coding region runs from base 1 to 531 and encodes 176 amino acids. The transcript is spliced from 3 exons.
AUGUUUUCCUUCCGCAAGCCCACCAAAGGCAUUGGCUGGGGACGAACUGCCAUGACAGCAGAAUGGCUUCACCAAAGAAAUCGAGGUCUCUGGGAAGUGACUGUGGGCCUGGGGCGGUGCAGGAGCAGUAUAAAAGCGGGCCCUUCUCCUCACUCUCUCAUCCAUCACUCUCACGUCUAUCUAGUUGGCAAUAAGCUGCACCUCCAGCCACAAGACAUGUCCUGCUACAGCCCCUGCCGGCCCUGCGGACCAUGCCAGCCCUGCGGCCCGACCCCGCUGGCCAACAGCUGCAAUGAGCCCUGUGUCAGGCAGUGCCAGGACUCCACCGUCGUCAUCCAGCCCUCCCCCGUGGUGGUGACCCUGCCCGGACCCAUCCUCAGCUCCUUCCCACAGAACACCGCCGUGGGAUCCUCCACCUCCGCUGCCGUUGGCAGCAUCCUCAGCUCUGAGGGAGUGCCCAUCAGCUCCGGGGGCUUUGGCCUCUCUGGCUUGGGCAGCCGCUUCUGCGGCACCAGGUGCCUCCCCUGCUAA